Molecule: messenger RNA, 13159 nt
Organism: Leucoraja erinaceus (little skate)
Lineage: Eukaryota; Metazoa; Chordata; Chondrichthyes; Rajiformes; Rajidae
Gene: map1b
Product: microtubule-associated protein 1B
Biological process (GO): microtubule cytoskeleton organization; dendrite development; regulation of microtubule depolymerization
Cellular component (GO): cytosol; synapse; microtubule associated complex
Molecular function (GO): actin binding; microtubule binding
Source: RefSeq, a predicted model, not a curated record
UGAUGACAUCAGCUGGCGAUGUGAAGUAGGCAGUUUGCUCGUCUCUCCUCCCCAGGACCAGGCGAGGCGUCUGCGCUAUAAAAGCGGACCAGCCUCGCCUCCCCGACUCACUCCCCUCCCUGUCUAGUGCGGAUAGAGAGGCUGAGGAUGGCGACCUUAGAAGUGGACCCGGAAGCUUCGUGUAGCAAACUAAGCACAUCGCCAUCAAACACAAGCCUGACUCACCGAUUCCUCGACAAUAAGUUCUAUUUGCUAGUGGUUAUUGGGGAAAUUGUUACAGAAGACCACCUGAGAUGUGCCAUUUCAGAUAUAGAGCGAGGUAUCCGUUCCUGGGACACAGAUUUAAUAGCCUGCAACCUAGAUCAGGAACUGAAGCUCUUUGUAUCACGCCAUUCAGCUAGAUUUUCAGCAGAUGUUAGAGGCCAGAAAAUCCUUCACCACAGAAGUGAUGUCUUGGAAACUGUUGUCCUGAUCAACCCUUCAGACGAGGCAGUGAGCACAGAGGUACGCCUGAUGAUCACAGAUGCUGCCCGUCACAAGCUGCUGGUGCUAACUGGACAGUGCUGUGAAAACACUGGCGAGUUGAUUCUACAGUCUGGUUCAUUCUCAUUUCAGAACUUCAUUGAAAUUUUCACAGAUCAGGAGAUUGGAGAACUGCUAAGCACCACACACCCAGCCAAUAAAGCCAGCCUCACAUUAUUCUGCCCUGAGGAAGGCGACUGGAAAAAUACAAACCUGGAGAAACACAACCUACAGGACUUUAUCAAUAUUAAACUGAACUCAGUCUCCAUUUUACCAGAAAUGGAAGGACUUUCAGAAUUCACAGAAUACCUAUCAGAGUCGGUGGAAGUCCCGUCAUCCUUUGACGUGUUGGAGCCUCCGGCAUCUGGAGGCUUCCUGAAGUUGUCGAAGCCUUGUUGCUACAUUUUCCCCGGUGGGAGAGGGGACUCGGCCUUGUUCGCCGUGAACGGGUUCAACAUGCUUAUAAAUGGUGGUUCAGAUCGCAAGUCUUGCUUCUGGAAACUAGUUCGACACUUGGACAGAGUCGACUCGAUUCUACUCACCCACAAUGGGGCAGAUAACCUGCCCGGGGUCAACAGUCUGCUGCAACGCAAGAUAGCGGAGCUGGAAGAGGAACAGUCGCAAGGAUCCACUGCCAACAGUGACUGGAUGAAGAAUCUCAUCUCACCCGAGCUGGGUGUUGUCUUUCUUAACGUCCCCGAAAACGUGACAAACCUGCAGCCUAAUUUCCGAGUCAGGAGAAAUACCGAAGAAACUUGCCUUACUGUCCAGUACUUAAACAAAUUGUCUAUAAAGCCAGAACCCCUCUUUAGGACUGGAGGGAAUACCAUUGAUCCAGUAAUACUGUUCCAGAAAAUGGGUGUCGGGCGGCUAGAGAUGUACAUUUUAAACCCAGUGAAAGGGAGCAAAGAGCUACAAUUUUUCAUGCAACAUUGGUCCAGCAACAACCAAGCUAAAACUGGACUUGUUUUGCCAAAUGGCAAAGAUGCAGAAAUUUCAUUUCCAUACUUGACUUCAAUAUCCUCUCUGAUUGUAUGGCACCCUGCCAACCCAUCUGAGAAAAUAGUCCGAGCUCUGUUCCCAGGAAAUGCUCCACAGUACAACAUUCUGGAUGGAUUAGAAAAGCUCAAGCAUUUAGACUUCUUGAAACACCCAAUGGUAACUCAAAAGGAGCUUGUAGCUGGUUUGGCUGCCCCGACAGUGAAGCAAGCCAAGAUGAAACAACGCAGUGACAGUAAGGAGAGUCUGAAAUCCAACUCCAGGCCAUCCGUUGGAAAGGGAGUUAAGAAGGACGUCAAGGAAGAAACACCCGAGAUGACAAAAUCCUCUGUUAAUCACCAAGAGGCUGUUAUUGGGAAGCCUCAGAAGGUGGAGAAGAAGGAAAAACCUAUCGUUAAGAAGGAACGACCCAAGUCAGAAUCACAAUUUAAGCUUGAGGAGAAAGAAGGGAAGGCUAAAGUGGAACCGGCUAAACAAACUCGAAGAGAAAACGCAGAAAGAAGAGAAACCAAAGUCUGAGAGAACAAACCAAAACCGUUGAAGGAAAAAAUCGUGAAGAAGGAGGUUAAAGUAAGGAAACCCGAGGAGAAGAAAAAAGAGGAAAAGGAAGCGAAAAAAGAGAUUGCCAAGCCGGAGGCAAAAGAGGAGAAAUCUGUCGUCAAAAAGGAAAAGGUGAAAAAAGAGGAGAAGCCUAAAAAGGAAGAAGUAAAAAAGGAAGUAAAGAAAGAUAUUAAAAAAGAAGUGAAGAAGAAAGAGACACCAGUGAAAGAGGCAAAGAAGGAAGAAAAGAAAGAAAUCAAAAAGAAUGACAAAGAUGUCAAGAGAGACGUGAAAAAGCCCAUUAAGGAAGUUAAAAAAACUGUGCCCGCAACAGAGGCCAAGAAAUUGCCAAUUAAGCCCAAGGUGGAAAAGAAAAACGAGACAGGCAAGAAGGAAGAUGCUGCCGCAAGUAAACUCAAAGGAAAAGCAAAACUAAGCAAGAAAGAAGCCAAGGUUGAAACUGCAGCUGCGGCAGGAGUUGCUGUAGCAGCGGCAGCUGUAGCAACCGCAGUAGUAGCAGCAGCUGCUGCAGUUACAGAACUUGAGAUCGAACGAUCACUAAUGUCCUCACCAGAAGACUUAACAAAGGACUUUGAGGAACUUAACAAAGAAGAGAAAAAAGACACCCAGGUAUCUCCUGUGGCAGUAGAGACCUCCAUGCAGGAUGAAGUGCAAGCGGAAAAGAUAGGCCUCACGAUUCACAGAGAUGCUUUAGAUAUCGAUGAAUCUCCCGAUGAAGGAAUAACAACUACUGAUGCCGAAGGUGAAUUUGAACAAUCUCCUCAAGAGUACAUUGAGGCUGAAAAUAAGGAGACCUUAGAACGAUUUGAGGAUGAGGGUGCAGCUUUUGAAGAGUCCUCCGAACCUGGAGACUAUGAAGAGAAGGCAGAGACCGAAGAUGUUGAUGAGCUAGCAGGAUCAGUGGACAAGAUGCUUCCCAACAAAACUGUGCUGGAGCACGUGGCUAGCGGAGAGAAAGCUGAGGCUGAGGACCUCGAAGCAGAAGAAUUGAUCGAAAACGAGGAACCAGUUGAUGUUGACGAGAUGGCAGAGAAAGAAGAGACUGAAGAUUCGGAAGUGGGAGAUGAUCAUAGGGAACGGGAGGAUAUGCUUCUUGAAAAGGCUGAGACUGAAGAAGAGGCAGAGGAUGAUGACAACAAAGCAGAUUACAGCAAAGAACUGUAUGAAGAGAAAGAGAGAUGUGAGGUUAAAAGCACUGAGGUGAAUAAAAUCCCAUCUCCCAAUGCACUUCUGGAUAAAUUCUCUGCACUUCAUUCUUCGAUCAUUGAUCAAACAAUGUCUAUUCGUAAUGAGACAAUACCUACUGAUUUUGAGAGUGAAACUACAGCCUCUGAUGAGGAAGUCCACGAUGACCCCCCUGAAGAAUUUACAGCUACGUCUGGCUUUACUCAGUCUACGAUUGAGAUUUCUAGCGAGCCCACCCCAAUGGAUGGAAUGUCCACACCCAGGGACAUAAUGAGUGACGAGCCCAACAAUGAAGAAACCGAGUCUCCAACUCAGGAGUACGUUAGCGUAACAAAGUUUGAGACAACUGUCAUUUCACAGAGUCGUGAAGGAACCAAGCUUUCUCCCGUCCCCGACACUUACAACGGGUUCUCAUUAGAAAUUACAAAAACCGAUGUGACACAGGGCGAGGAUUACCCAGCUUCUGCCUCAACAAUAUCUCCUUCAUCUUCCUUGGAAGAAGACAAGUACUUCAAACCACCACCAGCCAGCAUUUGUAUUCCGAAACGUGAGGAGUAUGAGAAACAGGACGAAUUAGAGCUUGAGAAGAUAGAGAAUCAAAUAAAGAACUUUGAGGCCAAAUUAAGCCCUGCAAGGAGUCCAGCUGAAUCAUCACCACAAUCUCGGACACCAUUAAGUGAUCGUAAUAUCAACUUUGAUUUGACUCCAUCAGAAAUCAAGGCAUCCGCUGAUCUUCCACCUUUGGAACCUGAAGUGCCAGGUGAUCAUUGUGCAAGUCCUGAAGAGAAAACGUUGGAGAUGGCAUCACCCAUGCAGUCUGGAACGCCCAGUGCUGGUCACACCCCAUUUCAUCAGUCACCAAUAGACGAGAAAAACAAAGUUCCAGCUGAGGUAACGACAAAGUUCCCGACGCCCAUCAUCAUCGAGACAGAUGACACGAAGGUGGAUGAGACCAGUCCGAGGUAUAGUCCGAUGGACGAGCCGGUACCUGAUUCGGAAUCGCCUGUUGAGAAAGUUCUGUCUCCACUGCGUAGUCCUCCAAUGUUGGGCUCCAGUUCUCCCGUCGACAGCUCUCCCAAUGACGGAGAGGAGUUCCCAGUGCAGUUCCUGGAAGGUGCAAUGGAACUCACGAGUGACAAACUCAAGCUUCUGUCCUCGCCCCGACUCUAUCCAUUCAAUGAACUCCAGUCCAGCCCUGCCGCCCACGACAAAGAACAGGCAGCCGACUUCGAGUUGUUGACUCCCAAAGACAGUUUCAGCCAGAAGCGGAAACUGGAAGGAAGCGCCGCCGGUGCGUUUGUGUCGCUGGGCCCGUUCGAAGCGCAUAAAACCGGAGGUGAGCUCUCCCCGACAUUAGUGGACAUCAGCCAGAUUGGGUCCGUUAAAGAAGACAGCAAAAUGUCCAUCUCUGAGGGAACCACGUCAGACAAGUCAGCUACCCCUGUCGAUGAGGUGGUGGCAGAAGACACUUACUCUCACAUCGAAGGGGUUGCUUCAGCUUCAACAGCAUCCCUGGCCACAAGCUCUUUCCCGGAGCCCACAGCUGACGACGUUUCCCCCUCACUGCAUGCAGAAGUUGGCUCUCCGCUCUCAACUGAAGUAGAUGAAUCCCUCUCCGUAUCUGUUGUGCAAACGCCCACCGCAUUCCAAGAAGCAGAGGUGUCUCCUUCCAGAGAGGACUGCCCGAGGCCCAUGUCUAUUUCCCCCCCAGAGGUCUCUCCAAAAACUGCAAAAUCCAGAACGCCCGUGCAGGAAGUCCGCUCUCCCGAACACUCCACAAUGUCCGUGGAGUUCAGUCAGGAAUCUCCCGAACAGUCUUUAGCUUUGGACUUCAGCAAGCAGUCUCCUGAGCAACCCUCCUUUAAUGCCGGCUACCACCACAUAUCCGAGAAUGGACCAACUGAGGUGGAUUAUAGUCCAUCUGACAUUCACGAAACGGGAUUCAUGCAUCACGUUCUGCCCACGCAUGAAAAACCAUUCUACUGUCAAGAUAAGGACCAUCUCCAAUUUGGUUCGACACCUCCGACAGAGGCGUCUCCAACAACUUCGUCUGCUCGCACUCCUCAGACAAGUUCUCCACUCCAGGAGGAGUUUGGUGUUUGUACCUCCCUCUCAUCCGCCAUCUCCUCUGCAAGAGUCAUGAUUGACGGGGAGACAUUACUGUCAGAGAGGCUCCCAGCCCCCUGUUCACCACGGACAACUUCCCUGCUGCAUGAAAAGGAGGAUUUACAGAUGUUUGAUGUUUCUCAGCCUCUCUCACUUGCGAAGGACGUAUCUCACCUUCACAGUUCCGUUUCUCCCGUCGCACGCCUCGGGCAGGAGAAAUCUCCAACGGGGUCAUCGAUAUUUUCUUCUUCAGAGCAGGUGGCUGCUGUGUUUGCGACACAUUCAUACCAAGAGUCUUCCUUCACAGGAAGCAAACAUCCAGAAAUGCAAAUGGACGUUGAAGAGAUGGAGACAUUCGUCAGCAAACAAGAUAAAGUCAAAGAGGUUUACGAGGUUGAAGAUGGACCUUUCACACCCAGAACAGAGGUUCAACAUGGCGCUGAUAAAUGCUUUAAAACUCCUUCUUCAUUCAAGCUCAAUAUGGCUGAUCUCUCCCCUUCUUUCAUCAACCCAAGCCCCUUAGAAUUUUUUGAACAAGAAGAUGCCCUUAACGACGCCCUUGUCGAAAGGCCCUUGACCCAAGGUGGAGAUGCUCAGCCUCCGCCUGGUGGGAAGCAGCAGGCACGUCAAUGUGAUGACACUCCAGGCACGUCCAUCAGUGAGUCAGCUCCUUCACAGACUGAUUCGGAUUUCCCCCCCGGGACGGAAGAGUGCCCUUCCAUCACCGCGGAUGCUGCCUUAGACUCCGAGGACGAGUCCGAGACCCUUCCGACGGACAGAACCCUGGUUCACCGGCAGAUGGACCCCCCGCCUGCUCUCUUAAAGGACCCCAGCCCGCCUCCCCCGCACCCUGGCGUGUGCAUGGUCGAUCCCGAGGCACUGCCCAUCGAGCAGAACAAUGCCAAGGCUGAUAAACCUUUGAAGAAGGAGGUGAAGGAAAGAACAAAGACUAAAAAGCAGGUCAUGAAGACAAAGUCUUCCUCUCCUUCCAGGAAAUCUGACAGCAAACCAAAGCAUCCCAGUGCUCCUUCCCGAACAAACGUGCUCGCGUCGGCUAAGGAAACAGCCGAUAAAACUGCAAAAUCAGCUUCUCCGAAGAAGGAUUCGGUGGAGAAGGGCUCCAAAGCGAGCACCAACCCAGAGGUGAAAGCUGCUCGAGGUGAUGACAAGGAAGCAAAGAAUGCGACUAACACCACCAACUCAAAGUCUGCACACACCACUAAAAACCCAGGUUCCAGCAGCAAUAAGACAGCGAGCGUGCCGUCAGUGCCUUCUGGACCUCCAGUGUACCUUGACCUGGUGUACAUUCCAAAUCACUGCAGUGCCAAGACUGUGGACGCCGAGUUCUUCAAGCGAGUGAGAUCUUCCUACUAUGUAGUGAGUGGAAACGACCAGGCAGCCGAAGAACCCAGCAGGGCUGUUCUGGAUGCCCUCCUGGAGGGCAAGUCUCAGUGGGGCAGUAACAUGCAGGUUACCCUAAUUCCAACCCACGACUCUGAAGUAAUGCGGGAAUGGUACCAGCAAACCCACGAGAAGCAGCAGGACCUCAACAUCAUGGUGCUGGCCAGCAGCAGCACUGUGGUCAUGCAAGAUGAAUCGUUCCCUGCAUGCAAGAUCGAACUGUAAUGGGGAGUCCCACAGAAGCGGAACAUUCAGCCAGUUGUUUAAGGGGAAGCACUCAAGUGGAAAUUUAAAACAAAAGAGGAAAGCAGAUGUAACUCAAUGUCUGCUGAAUACUGUACGAUAGAUUUGUUAUACAGGUCACUAGGGUGUAACACUUUCCAGACUAUUUCGUUCCUAUGCUGAAGCAAAAUUUUCUUAUUGUUAAAAAAAAAAAUACAGGGUUUAAAAUACUUGGAUCUGUCAUACCCUGAAUCCAUCGAUUUGUGGUGUGGGUAAUAUUGAUUCCAACUUAUUUUCUUUGUCUAGACAACAUUGCAAAUGGGCAAUCUUUACCAUGGUAAAAAAUAAUCGCCAUCUCUAACAGCAGUAGUUUUGAAGUGUGAAAUGUAGCUUUUUGAUGAUCAUAUUGUUGAGGCCAGACCAUAUAAUACUCUGAACUCCACAUGGAAACACUAUCUUUCACCCAUCCUGGACUCACGAGUAUUUUGAACCCUAUUCACGUAACCAGGCGAUCCCCUCCCACACAAAUGCAGAAAUAUUUAACUAAGGCAUGUUUCCUGUGUACCAGCUUCUUGACAAAUUUAAUUCUGCAUAUGAACAUGGCAUAUUGCCAUUAAGCCUUGAUAAAACUGCAUGCUUUAAAUCAUUGACAGCUAAUAUACGUAAGCAGAGACCAAAGGAGUUGGGAGUACACAUACUAGUCAUUUUGCCUUAGACAGUGACUUGAAUGUAAUGUGAUCUAGGUUGCACUUUUUUUUAAAUGGGAAGUGAAUAAGGCAAACAACAGGCAGUGAAGGCCAGCGUAGGACGGUAGUUUUGAGAAGUACUGUUAUUUGUGUGUGUGUGUGUGUGUGUGUGUGAAUGUGUCCGUACUUGUAAACAACAACACGAUUUCCCUGAUGACCAGUCAUAGAAGGUGUUCAAACGUGACGUACACUUUUUUGAUUUCAGAGGUAGUUGUUGAUAAGAAGCACAGGUACAGAUGGAAUUGGGUAUGGAGAAAAAAAAUCACAAGUGAGCAGAAAGUUUUAUUUUGUUUUUGUUUUGCUUAUGUGACAUAUUAUUGGUAAGUAGCCUUCAUUCUGUUUAAAUUACUUAGUUUCUACUUUUCAUCCAAAAAUAGCAAAGUAAAGGUUCACUUGUUGGGUGCAUUAUGUUGACUGAAAAAGGGUGUGUUUUUUUUUGUAACUGGCGAAACUAUAGUUCUGAGCAUUAUCUUUUUAGGGCCGUAUUUAUAACCUGUAUAGCUUUCCUUUAACAGUACUACAUCCAAGUUUGUAUCAGUCUGGUAUUGUGCAGUCACUGGUGUAAUUCUGUUAAUAAUGUACAGCUCAAAUCUGAAUUAAUUAUGUUUUAAUUCACAUUUGAUAAAGAUCCAACAGUGGAACAAUAGUUUAUAUAUCUUCUCCAACGUGUUGUACCUGCGAAGCAUUUAUAAAUUAUAAAAGAUGAAUUUAUCUGGAACAUAAGUUCCAUUUACUUGUGUCGUGCACUAGACUAGUGAACAGAAUCGGAAUAUUUGGGUCAAUGAUAUAGUGGUUGAAAAUAUUGGAUCAGUUGUAGCUUUAACAUAAAUUAAAAUGUGUGUGCAUCUGUUUGUUUCGUGUUACUAUAAUGAUAAGGACUGAUUAGCUAAAGACAAAAGUAGUGCUCAACAAAUGGCCAAUAUUUCAAAUCAACAUUAUUUCCAACAAUUGUUGUCGUUUAUCAGCUUUUAUUUCUAGUUGUAUGAUUGGAGUCCACAUCAGCCAUUUAGGGAACUGAGAUGAAUGCAAAUUUCCUCUUUGUAGAUCAUGAUUUUAAUUCCUUCUCCUGAAUCUUUCCUGGAAAGCCCAGCAAGUGACCUCGUGUAUAUUUUUGAAUGCUAUAUUUUUGUUUGAAGAAUGUAUUUGGUGUAUAUUUUAGGAAAUAUAUUUUGUUUAUUGAAUUUUUGGGGAAAUUGAUUUUAUGAAAAUCUGAAGUGACUAAACAUACAAAUGAAAUACAGUGGUUCUGUUUUACUCUGAUGCAUGGUAGUGUAGUGUAACACUCCAUGUUACAAGGUGUGAAUGUGCAGCGUUAACGAUACUCUGAAACCCAUUAUUUUCUGAUUUGUUUUGAUUAAUUUUUGUAUUCUUACUUUUUCAAGGCUUGCAGUCUUCCAGUUAAAGACCCUUUUUAACUGGGCUGUAGAAUACCAUGUAAAUCUUGGUGAUAGGAUUGUAGUUUUUUUUAAUACCAAAAAUAGCAGUAGUCUGCUGUGAAAAAUUGCGUACUUGUAUCUCCAGCCGAAUCUGCAGGAUCAGUAAUUGCAUUGAAUUGAAACUGGUAUCACGCGCCGUUCAUAUUUAUUGAUGCUUUGUUGAGAUCUUUGGAUUGGAUUCAAACACUAUGUCCUUCGACAAGUGUUGAAAGGCACUCACACAGUGAUGCAGGGCACCGUCAGCCAAACUUCCAAUAGGGGUUGCCACUCACACACGUGGACCCUCACUGCAUUUACAUAAUGGAAUCGUUUCCAUGACAUGUAACAAUUGAUCAGUGCACGAGGUUAGUGAAAAGUUAUUGACUUUUUGGGUAAUUCAUUAUAUCCGAUUGAUCGUUGUUCUCUAUUGUGGUCGCAAAAUAAUAUCCACUGUUGGAUCUAGUAAUUGAGCCUUAGUCGGGAAUUAGAUGCCAUUUGACCCCACGGAUUGUAACUCUGCCAGAUGUACAGCUGCUUUCCCAUGGAUAUGACCUCAUUUUUGUAUUGUAUGUUUUUUUUAAAAAGAAAGCUGAUUAUUUUAUUUUUAAAUACUUUUGUGAACAAAAGUGUGAUGCGAAUUAGUUUUAACAAAAAAUGAAAGCAUGUUUAUGUUUGCACUGUUUUUGUACACAGCUUUCCUAAUAUGGACGGGCUUCUUUCAAAUCAAACUUCAUUGCUCUAGAACUUUAGACAGAUGAACUUUUGCAAUAUUGCAUAUGUAUUAUACAGUUUAGUAGUUGUAGUAUUUUAUUUGCAGAUGUUGCUCCAGAUCGUUUAUUUGAUAAGCAUUAUUGAACACAUAGUUUUAACUUAUUUGUCUUUGCUAUUUUAAAAACACCCUUUUCAAUUUAGCUUAUAAUUAUUGCUAACAGUAAUUUUAAAUGCAUUUAUAGGCAUUUGUUUUGUAACAUUAUAGAUUAUUGGUAACUAAAUUCAAGACUGUACUUUUAAAGGACAGACUCACCCUAAUUCUAAUAGAAAUUUAAAUUGUCAGUGACCAUGUAUUUGAGAAUUGGUUUGUUUGCACUGCUAAAAGCUGCUGAUGUUGGAAACUGGGUGAUGUUGCUCAGUCAUACUGCUCACGUUCACUGCACUACAGGGUAACAGAACUUAGCUUCCAGGUAAUUAUGCUGUAAGGACAAAGAGAAGCCCCUGAUAUUUGCGCUGAACACGAUUUUCUUUUAAAUCGAUGAAUGAAGCAUCAAGCCACUCUUGCACAUCAUCUGUCAGCUAGGUCAUGAACAAUUGAGUGUAGGUUUGGAGCAGAUAGUAGGUAGGGAGGGAGAUGUGAUGGCUGAGGAACAGUGAUGGUGAAAUAAGAGAUAGUAAGGAGGGAAAGUUAAACAUCAAUUAUGUCUCAAAGCCUUUUUCAUCUGCUUUCUUCCCUUAUGCUCACUACACACUGAGUAACAAUUAUAGAGUCUUACAGCGUAGAAACAGGUCCUUCAGCCCAACUUGCCCACAGCGGCCAACAUGUCCCAGCUACACUAGUCCCACCUGCCUACGUUUAGUCCAUAUCCCUCCAAACCUGUCCUAUCCAUGUACCUGUCUAGAUGUUUCUUAAACGUUAAGAUAGUUCCUGCUUCAACUACCUCCUCCGGCAGAUUGUUCCAUACACCCACCACCCUUUGUGUGAAAACGUUAUCCCUCAGGUUCCUAGUAAAUCUUUCGCCCCUCACCUUAAAGCUAUGUCCUCUGGUUCUUGAUUCCACUACUCUGUGCAUCUACCCGAUCUAUUCCUCUCAAUUAUUCCAGGAUUUUAAAACUAAAUUCUAAAACUUCAAGGAUAUGGUCAAAAUGGCCUGUAACAUUGGAGAACAUCAUUAGCACCACUGCAAUUGAUCUGAAGAAUGUCAGCACUGAUUUUGAAUCCUCUGGUUUCUUGAUGCUAGUAACUUAGUAGCAUUCAAACGAGUUGGAACAAGAAUAUUUUUCAAGAUUUAAUUCCACUAUAACCUAUAGCUUUCUGACUACAAAAUUAGUAAUUGCAACAUCAAAAAAGCAAUUUAUUUUUUUAAGCUCCUUUUCUAAAAGAAUGGCUUUUUCAAAGCUGUACAGCCACAAUGGGCUUACUGACCUUCUGUGCUGUAUGGUCCUAGUCCAGAAUCAGUGGUUGCAAUUAAAAACAUUGUCGGAGAAACAUUAAUGUGAAUGAAUUUGUAACAACUGUUUCGGAUAAAUUACCUUUCCCUGUACUUCUAUAAAUCCAUAAUUAAACCACGAGCAGUUAGUUGUGCUAUGAUAGAGUAAGUACUGUGAGAAUGUGCAUGUGGCAUGAUGUUUAUUGGUGUCCCUGUAGAAAAUGUUUUGUGGAGACAGACUUACUUCAAGUUUCUUUGAAUAGUUCUGGUUGAAGAGGCUUGUAAUUUGCCCAGAUCGAAUUGCAUAUUAUGCAGAAGCAGCUGUGUAGCUUUUCCUAACGGUACACAUUUUUUAGAUGAGAGGUGCAGCUCCCCAUAAUAAAUGCAUUUUCUCAUUUAUUAUCACCCAAUAUUAUGUGAUAUGUUUUCCAGGAUCAUUUAAAAAGAUCAAGACCUGUUCUUGGAAGAAGUAUCAGUCGCUGUAACUAGUGUAGGGCAGCUUAUAUAGAGUGGUGAGGAAUGAAUGGUCAAAGGGAGGUCUUCAUUUAAAAAAAUAAACAAGUUACAUUUGAUUACUGCACGCGGCUUAGUUUCCUGUUUCAUGUUUACAUUUCCUAAAGACAAAGAAGGGUAAUUUUACUGAGUUGGAAAAAUCAAUUGUGUAAUUGUGAGAUUGCAUCUUCGUAAUAGUAAAUAUCACCAGUGAAAAGGAAUUUAAUUAGUAACCGCUGCUGUGGCAAGCACUGGUAUCUCCAUGGUAGAUUUUAUGGAACAUGUUGAGCUGAAUUCGGCAAUGUAAUAUACAUUUUCUUUUUCUGUGUGCUAUUUUUAAAUGCCUCCAAACUCACAAUAUCCGUAAGGUGAAAAUGAUUGCUUACUUCUGAUGGUUUUUCUGGGAGCCUUGGGGAUCUGAGAACAAGGCAUAUGAAUCGCAAUUACUAAGUGGGUUUGAACAUGUUACAUUCCAACAACCAACCUUUUUUUGAAAUAGACAAUCCACUGAUAUCUUGCCAUGGUUAAUUUUCUUCCAGAUUUAUAUACCGUAUUCUAAACUAACGCACUGGGUUCUAGUGACACAAUUGUUCAUAUUCCACUUGCUGAUUUAAAGGUAGCAAUGCAAUUCAUUCCCACCUUACCACAAAUAUAUGCCCGUUAUGAUACUCUGUAGAUGAAAAGGGUGUGUGUUGUGAAGUUUGUUUUAAUAUAACAGAUAAAAAUAUGAGUGCAUUAAUAAAAUUGGCAUAGGCUGGUGUGAGGGAAUUUGCUCACUUUUAGAUUUUAGAAUGAAUGGGUGUUUGGGAUUUUGAGUGUUUUUUAAAAACAAAACUCAUUGUAAAUGUUUGGCACGUUCACUGACAUGAUGAUACAAAGCAAUGCUGUUUAUGGGAUGUUUGUGACAUUACAACAUAAUCGUGACCAAAAACUGUUAAUGCCUAACCCUGGGUAAAGUGAUUGCAACCAACAUUGUGACUGUCCAAAAUUACUCUCAUCCUUAAUUCACAGAAAUUCUGCUGAUGACUAAAAAAAUAUAAAAUAAAUGGACUGCGAACAUAAAGAAUCUGCUUAAACACUUGCAUGCAGUUUUAUCUUCCAGAGAUGGAAAGCACCAGUCUUACAGCUGGCUGAGCAGCAACUCAAUCCUCCCAUUAUCUGAAUAAUGUUUUAUGUGUCAAACUGCAGCUGUGUAUGGUAUUUAUGUCUUAUAAUCCUGCAAAAUUCUAUCCAGUCAUAUCUAAUGUAGAACUUAGUUUUCAGUGAAAGUAUUAUGUAGUGCUUUUCAGAUAUUGUGUGCAAUAUCCCCUGCCACUGGAGUAUUUGAUGUAAAGGGAACAAUUAAAUUAAAAUCCACAAUAAAAUGAAA